Molecule: messenger RNA, 7234 nt
Organism: Schistocerca piceifrons (Central American locust)
Lineage: Eukaryota; Metazoa; Arthropoda; Insecta; Orthoptera; Acrididae
Product: plectin
Exons: 18
Coding region: 157-5082 (1641 amino acids)
Source: RefSeq, a predicted model, not a curated record
UGCAGCGGAGAGCUGAGUUCUGUGAUGACGUCGUGUUGGCACGGUUGAGUGUAGAGUUGGCUCCACGCUAUGACCACCAGUGAUCAGCAUUUAGCGAGCAAACACGAACGAAGGUUGAACGUGAUUUGCUUCUGAAACUCUGUUCACAGUGGCGACAUGGGAGCCGUGGAGAGCAGCCAGCAGAGGAGGGGGCAGUUUGUGGAGGACCCCUGGUGGAACCCACCCCCGCAGACUGUGAGGCAACAAGGUUCCAGUGUAGCAGUGAAGGAGCUACAGGAGAAGCUAGAGGCAGCGGAGGCCGCGCGGAAGAAAGCGGAGGCAGAGCUGUCAUCUUCCAGGGCGGAGUCCGCGAGGCUGGAGGAGGAGGUGCACGACCUGGAGCAGCAGCUGGGCGAGGGUGAGGAGGAGAGGGAGCAGUUGGUGCGCAAGUUGGAGCUCGCGGAGCGCGGCCGGCGGGAAGCGGAGGCGGAGCAGCGCCGGCUGCGGCAGUUGCUGCAGGAGGCCGAGGAGCAGCGCCGCCAGAUGGAGGCGCGUGUUGCCACCCUGGAGAGGCGCCUCACCAUGGCGCAGGACAGUGCACCGGCACCGCGGGCCGCGGCAGGGGCGUUUGUCACCAUGGAGACGAGGGCUGCAGCUGACAGCAGCAUCAGCCGGUCUCCGUCCCGCGAGGAGGAGUCGCGUGCCAGGCAGAACCGGCCGUGGCUGCAGCAGACGUCUGUCACGCAACAGGCCGCUCCGUCGCAGAGGUCGCCCCCUGCCGCUGAGGGAGACAGCAGCUCCAGUGGUGACCAGAGGCAGCAGCAGGAGAAAGGACAGCAGCAGGAGAAGGGACAGCAGCGCGAACAGCAGCAGGGACAGCAGCGCGCGGGCGGUGUCGCGGACGAGCGCCGCACUCUCAGUGCCAGCAAGGCCGCCGAACUGGAACUCUUCAAGCGUGAGGUGAACGUGAAGAGGGAAGCAAGGCACCGUGCCAUGGCGGCUGUCUCUGCCGAGCUGGAGCGCCUGCGGCAUGAACUGCAGCGUGAACGACGCACGAGGCGGCGCUUGGAGGUGCGCCUCGGCCAGCACGGCGAAGAGAUAGACGCAGACGCAGAGGAACGGAGCCAGGGAGAUGAGGACCGUGAGGACGAGGAGCUGCCGGAAGGUGACAGUGACGGAGAGGCCGAGCGGCGCUGCCAGGUGUCACUGGAGGAAGACAUGCAUCUGAAGCUGGAGCAAAUGAAGAAUGAGCUGGAGACAGAACGUGAGCUGAGGAGGGCUCUGGAGGACUCUGUGGAGCAGCUGAGGUGCCAGCUGGAGGCAGAGGAGCGUCGGAGACUGGAGGCAGAGGAACUCCGUGCAGAUCUGGACAGGGAGAGGCAGAGGAGGGCAGAGGUGGAGAGUGAAGUGGAGAAGCUGCGUGCCAAAGCAGCCUCUCCAGUGGACGGAGGAGACCACACGUCCCAGGCGGUGGCGGAGUGCCUGCGGGGCCAGCUGGAUGGCGAGCGCAGCGUGCGGAGGCGGCUGGAGCGGCAGCUGCAAGCAAUGGUGGAGGGCCAGCUGAAACGUGACCGCAAGGAGGCCACUGGAAUCUCCAGGCUGGAGGAGCAGCUGGAGAGAGAGAAGAGUGCACGGCAGGAACUGGAGAGAAAGUUGGCAGCUAUGUCGCAAGAGGUCAGUCAGGACAAGGCAGCUGAAAACUGCAGGUUUGAGGAGCAACUGGAGAAAGAGAGGAGUGCACGGCUGGACCUGGAGAGAAAGUUGGCAGCUGUGUCACAAGAGGAAAGUCAGAGCAAGGCUGCUGAAAAAUCCAGGCUUGAGGAGCAGCUGGAAGCAGAGAAGGAUGCACGACUGGAACUGGAGAGAAAGUUGACAACUUUAUCACAAGAGAAUCAGGACAAGGCAGCUGGAAUCUCCGGGCUCGAAGAGCAGCUAGAGAAAGAGAAGAGUGUACGACUGGAACUGGAGAGGCAAUUAGCAACAAUGUCUCAAAUGGUUAAGCAUGACCAGGUGACUGGCGUCUCCCAGGUGGAAGAGGAGCUGCAGAAAGAGAAGAGUCUGCGCCUAGAACUGGAGAAAAAAUUGGCCACUUUGUCUCAAGAAAUCAGUCAGGACAAGGCAGUUGGAAUCUCCAAGCUCGAAGAGCAGCUGGAGAAAGAGAAGAGCGUACGACACGAGCUAGAAAGGCAGCUGACAGCAGUGUCCCAGGUCGAGGUGCCCAAAAUCUCCAAGCUCGAAGAACAGCUGGAGGAAGAGAAGAGAACACGUCUCGAGCUGGAACGCCAACUGGAGGCGGCUCGUCAGGAGGUGAAGCAGGCGGAGGCAGCAGCCGCGCCCAGGCUGAACGAGAGACUGGAGAAGGAGAGAGCCAAACGUCCAGAGCCGGAGAGACGACAGGCAGCUGAGGGAGCGGAAGACGUCUCCAAGCUGAGGGAACAACUGGAGAAGGAGAGGAGCACACGUCUGGAGCUGGAACGGCAGCUAGUGGCUGUUCGCCAGGAGGCCAGAAGGGAGGAAGCGGCACUGCUCAGGGAUCUGGACCGCUUGCGUGACGAGCUGGACACCGAGAGGGACAGAGGGUGCCGCGCCUCCGCUGAAGCAGAGGCGGAGCGUGGGCGGGCGGAGGCCGGCGAGGAGGAGAGGAGGCGCCUCAAGGACCAGGUGGCAGCCCUCAAGGACGUGGCAGCCGUGGGUCGACAGCUGCUGCAGCUGCGCGAGGAGCAGGUGGAGCGGCUCGAGGCGCGCUUGCGCGCUUCGGAGGCGGUGGCAGCGGCGACAGCGGCUGCCCCCGAGGCCGGGUCUGUGGAGGCGAGGCUGCCCGCCGCCGUGGAGGCGGUCGUGGGCGACCUGCGCGCCGAGUACGGCCGCCAGCUGCGCGCCAUGGCCGCGCUGCGCCAGCUGUACGACGAGCGCGCAGCUGCCGCAGCUGCAGAGGCGGAGGCCCGCGAGGGGCGGCUGCGCGUCGAGGAGCAGGCGCGCAUGGACGCCGACGCCAGGUGCCUCAAGCUGCAGGAGCAGGCGUCCCAGUCCAGCGAGGAAGCGGCGGCCCUGCGGGAGGAGGUGUCUCAGAUCCACGCCGCCUUCGCCCGACUGCUGGAGGCAGCCUCCGCCCCCGCCAUCGACGCUCUGGCGCGUCGCCUCCACCAGAACAGGGACCUGCUGGCCGACAUCGCCGCCGAGGGCGACGGGGCAGCAGCGCUGUCUCGCACGCUGAUGGAGCUUGCAGCACAGGCGGAAGCUGCAGACGCAGCGGUGCCCGAGCCGACAGUGGACGCUGACCCUGCAGACACAGACGUAGACGCCACAGCAGCGCCGGCCACAGUAGCCGCUGGCAACAGUGACGAUGCUCCCACCAGCGUUGCACCCACAAUGGACCGCACGGAGAUCGUCACCAAUCUGCCCAAGGUCUGGAAGGUGCUGAUGGAGCUGCUGAGCCAGCAGCAGGCCGCAGGCGAGGCGGGGGAUUCCCCGGCCGACGCCGACCGCGACCCCGCAGUGGAUGACGUGAAGAGCCACUGCUACAAGAGCGUCGACACGCCGUACGGCCCACGGCUGGUGAUCAGCGUCAGCCAGACCUUCCUGCGCCUCAAAGAACUCAUCCUGGAGAAGAAGAGCCUCCAGCGGGAGCUGUCGCGCCUCCAGCAGCUCAACGGCCACCUGGAGACAGAGCUGGGCCGCCAGCAGCAGCGCCUGUCGCUCGUCUCCUCAGAGCUGCGCAAGACCUGGGGGGUGGUGGGACGGAUGCGGGCACAGCACCGACAACUGCACACUCACGAGACGCUGCUGCGACACGAGCUGCAGCACAAGCGGGAGAUGCUCCGCGAGUUGCGGGAUGAGCUGUCACUGUGCCGCGAGACGUGGCAGCGCGCCAGGCAGAAGAGCUCCCAGUCCGAGGUCGAGUGGCGCGCGCUGCGCUCCGAGUUCGCCGAACGCCGCCGCCAGCGCGAUGCCGGCUCUGCCGAGAGUGGCUGCUUCUCUGACAGCGGUGACGAUGCCAAGGAGACGCCGUCCGGAGGUAGCUGCUCGCCUGUGGCUGAGGAGUGCACACCACUGGAGGUGGAGGUGGGGGUGGAGGAAGAAGACGCAGAGGACCCCAGCAGCGGCCCCACCCACAGCGAGGGGGAUGGUGACGAUGACGACCCCGACAGCUGUGCCACCGUCUCCAUGGUGAAGAAGCUGAAGGAACAGCUGGCGUGGUUCAGCCAUAGCUUGGAGUCGGUAGCCAGGGAUGAUGAGGAGGCCCUGCACUCCAUCUUCUCACUGCCCCCCAUCACCAUCCCAGAGGCGGUGUACCGCAAGCUCGGCUGGGCCGAUCACAGUGGUGGCCGUGGUGACGAAGUUGUGGACUGCCAGGUGGGAGUGGGGGUGGUGUCAGACGAGGGGUCACCCAAAGAACGGGAGGAGCAAGAUAUGCCGAUCUGUGGUGCCGACACAGUGGAAAUGCAGAGAGAGGAGGUGGCAGUUGGCUCUGGGGACGAGUCGGUAGCAUCCGAGGUGACGGCAGGGGUGGAAGUGGACACGGAGGCGGAAGCGGAGGCGCAGCGGCGCAAGAGGCGCGAAGGUGCCUACCGGAGGUUGGCCGCCUGCCUGGAGGCUCCAGCUGCUGUCCUGGAAGAUGACUACCUCCUGACCAGGAAUGAGGCUGCCACGAAGCCUGAGCUGUCGACGCAGAUACCUACUGUAGCACCACUGGACGAGACGGCACUGGAGGCACGUGCGCAGCGGCUGAGCAGGCUGGAGGAGCAGUGCCAGCAGCUGGUGCGUCGCGUCACCAGGACGGCACACCGCAGCGACCGCCUCAGCAGCAGGCUGGAGGAGUUGCACGAGCAAUACGGCUCAUCUUCAUCACCAGAGUCGAGCCCCGCGGUGCCAGGAUCACCAGUCGCGAGACGGCGCAGUCGGCUCCCACCCCCACCGCCCCCACUGCCAGCGGAUUUGCCCCGCAUACCUGCACCACCCCACAUGCCCGCCGAGCUGCCAGUUCGCAGGUUGCCCACCGCCUCCGACACCGACUCCACCCGCGGCCACCACCCACCGCUGCUACCCUCGCAGCCGCCGGCUGCUGGCGACACGAGCGGUGGUGAUGACACGGCUGAGGGCUGAGCCCGUCGGGACUCCCCGAGCUCUCUCUGCUGCUGCCACCGGGACUCCCCUGCCUCCCAGCACUGAGCACCUGCGGUGUCCAGCUCCUACACUUGAGAGUGAGAGAGAGAGAGAGAGAGAGAGAGAGAGAGAGAGAGAGAGAGAGAGAGAUUGAUUCAUUUGCAGCACUGGGAGGACCUGCCCGGUAGGCAACAAGUACCAACAUCACAAUUUCAGAAAUAUUUCCCUCGGUUCGACACUCAACUUAAAGCUCAGUACCAGGGAUUUUUGCAAACGGUGCUUAACCGUGCGACGUUUCUGCGUCUCACCCCCCGAGUGGGGUCAGAAAUAUAAACGCUGGCACAGUUAACUCGUCAGAUUGAAUGACAACUAGUAUGACAACUUGUGCUUAGGUAACUUGGGUGUUAAAAGUCCUGUACACUGUUAUUCUAUUGAAAGGCUCUGUGAUGAUCAUUCACAGUCAAUACAUCUUGUUUCUCUACAACAAGAAUACUCGGGAUGAAAUGCGGAUUUUUUCCCCUUUUUUACCAUCUACAUUUGAGAUUCUACUAUGGAGUACCUGUGACAGAGCACUGGAAACAAAGAUAAAAUCUUAUAGGUUUUUUCUGUCAACCUGUAAUAAAAUUUCUAUUCUCAACAGAUAGGGCCUUCGGCAAGACAUCAGUUAUGGCUCCUACUUCUGAAGCCUUCAUAAAUAUAUUAAAAGGCUUUAUUUGAUAGGUGAUAUGAAUACCAGUUCCAUUCAGAUAACUUCAACUGUGGCUAAAGAAUAAUAACAGCCAAACAUAAAAACCCUGUAAUGAAAAUGACACUGCAGGAAAAAAGAGAGGAAUCUGAGGGGUCUAUAAUUAGAUGUACUUACCAUCAACACUUUUCCAGAUGUCAAGAUAUUGGAAAAUAAUAAUUUUAUAUGCAUAGCUUUAAAUGACCAUGUUCAAACAGAAUGUGUACUGUUACGCUAGAACACAGCACAAAUAUGAUGAGUCGAAUUACUGAAAUGACAUCAAAUGCGCCAAGUGCCCGAGACCAAAUACGUAGCUCAUAUGUCGGGCUCAGAAAUUUAAAAAGAUGUAUACGUUAUGUACAGGCAAAGGAAACACUGAGAACUAUGCAGAGAGAAAACAUUAUAAGACACCAUUGUGCAUACGAGUUUCACAAUACAUGACCGCCUGAGCGAGAUUUUGUAAAUGCAAAUGUGGUAAUGUUCCAUGCAACUAAAUGGCGUAAAGUAGUAAGAUUUAAGUAACUCAAGGAAAGUACAGAAGAUAAUUUUGAGCUAUGACCUACAGUUAGCCACCAGAAGUAAAAUAAUUCUCUGGCUGUUUGUGGUUCUGUCCCAGAUCUUAGCAAGCAAUUGAGCUAUUAUGCUCUCUCACUGCACCUGGAACUCUCACAAACUGAUGGAGAAAUAGUGUGUGGUGGCUGCUUUUAGUUAUGUAGAACUAUCAUCUUUGAAAUAAUGCAUCUGACAAGUUGGUGUUACUCAGGAGUGAGCAAAUUCAUGUUUAUUGAUGCGGAAAUGGCACGACUGCUGAGAGAAGGGGAACGGCUGGAAAACUCUUGUUUCGAAAUGUUGUUGACCCUUGUUUAAAUGUCACUGCACUUAUUGUACUUAUGCUAAGUCACUAGCAUUGAUGUACUUAUUACCAGCAAUAGAGGCUAUAUGCAUUAUCACCCUUGCAGGUAAUAGAAACCAUUGUUUACUAUAUCACGGCCUUCAGUACGUAUAAAAUAUAUACCUGCAGUACAUGCAAGAUACAUACAUGAAGCUUUUGGAGAAGGCCAUCUCCCCUUCACAGUUUGUAUGGUUAGCUCCCAUUCCUGCCACCUAUACAGAUUAUUUAGACACAUUAUAACAAAUGCGACAUUUAUGUAAGAUUGGCGUGUCUUCGACAUAUAUUACUGUGCCGUCAGAGUCUGCUCAUCUUGAAUUGUGGCAUGCACCCUAUGUAAGCUUCCGCUCAGGAGUUGACCCUACACAUAGAUGGCACAGAAACAUAUUUAUUAUAUAUAAUGUAUUAUGAGAGGAAUAUCUUUGUGUAAUCGGAAAGUUUUAUGAAGUAAAGAAAAAAUUGUGCAUGUCUUCCGAUGAUCUGUUUAUACAAUAAAUCUAUCCUUUUAGCUAUCAAAUAAAGAUUGUUCUAUUUUAUAC